AUGGAUCCUGGUACUGAGGAGGCCGGUCCGGCACCCCCGGUGCAGCCGUCUCGCUCCUCGCUUUCGCCCUCGCCUUCACUCUCGAAUUUACCUUUGCCUAUGAACCCGAGCUCAACGCCGGCCGAUGAAGACCCCGCCACACAACCGCAAGACACAUAUACCCAAACCUUAGCUGAGCUCCAAGCCGAGAUCGAGACUGAAGCAGAGGCGGAGCAAGAAAGAGAAGAGCAACAAGAAAGCUCAGCCUCAAGCUCCAAAUCCCGCCCCGUCUCCGCCGUCGUUCCGCCAUGGUGGCAACGUCAUGAAAGGAACGUUUCGCGCGCCUCGCAAAGCUCCCUUCGCAACACAAUCACCCUAGAAGACCACACAGCGGAUCCAGACUCGGAGACAAGCCGCGGGCUUUGGGCGCGGAACGUCGCCAUAAGUGACCAUUGCGUCGUGCAGGGGAAGACCGGGGUUGGCGCGUACGUUGUUUGGAACUGUGUCGUUCAGACUCUUGAUGGUGGACCGAUAGUCGUUCGAAUGCGAUAUUCCGAAUUCGACGACCUGCGCCAACGCCUCGUAUCUUCAUUCCCGCAUGCGAAAAGCGCGCUGCCCGCCCUGCCGCCGAAAAGCGUUCUCUUUAAAUUCCGCCCCAAGUUCCUGGAGAAUCGACGUGCUGGACUGGAAUAUUUUCUCAACUGCGUUCUACUUAAUCCUGAAUUUUCGAGCUCGCCUAUCGUCAAGGACUUCCUUUUUGGUCGAAUGUCAUGA
Penicillium manginii is the source of this 753-nucleotide messenger RNA. Its product is annotated as PX domain-containing protein YPT35. The record is from RefSeq and is a predicted model, not a curated record. Gene Ontology annotation, cellular component: endosome. The coding region runs from base 1 to 753 and encodes 250 amino acids. Lineage: Eukaryota; Fungi; Ascomycota; Eurotiomycetes; Eurotiales; Aspergillaceae. Gene Ontology annotation, molecular function: phosphatidylinositol-3-phosphate binding. The transcript has 4 exons.